CUGGCUCUGUUAUCAGGUUUAUUUUGAAGGCACCUUGUUUUUCUGUCAUAUCAUCAUGUUUUGGGUUCCAGUUUCCACUUCCUGUCUUUAUUUUGGUAGUCUCCCGGUUUCUGUUUUCGGUUCCAGCUUCACUUCCGGUCCCCAUUAGUCACACCUGCUCCGUAUCAAGUAAUCACGUCUUGUAUUUAACCACCACCUGUUUCCUCAGUUCUCUGCCAGAUCGUCUUAUGUAUGCCAGACAUCCCUUCCAGCAUUAGUUGCCCUGUUCGCGCGUUUUUGAUUCUGCUCUGUUUUUGACUCCGGAUUCUCGCCUGCUCCCUGAUCUGUACCGUUGCCUGGAUAGCUCUGGUAUACCGAACCUGACCGCCCGACUACGAGACAGCCUACUCCCUUACGGUACUGUAACCUGUGACUUUCUGUUACCGAAUCUCUGCCUGUCCCUGGACUUGAAUCAGCCUGCUCCACCGGUACUGAAGCCCAACGAACUCCUGUGUAUGACCCGGACUGUCUGUGAUACCGAAUACUGGAUUAAACUGUUUAACUCUCUACCAUCUGCCUACGGUUCUCUGUGCUGUGCAUGUGGGUCCUUUAUCUGCCGCUCCGUGACAAUAAGCAGGAGCAAAUAAGCGCCAGUUGUCAUAUAAGGGACCCUAUGAAGCGCACGGAGGCCCCGUGGUCCUGCCGCAGCAGCUCCCUCAGGGCACCUGGUGAACUCCUCAGCACCGCGCUGAUCCCAGACAAGGCGAAGGACUUCCUCACUGACUGGAGAGGACAGAGACGGACGUUCACAGGCCUGUUUGACCUCAGAGGGUCCAAAGGCUGAUGACGAGCUAACAAUCAAAGUGUAAUCCUGACAACGCAACACCACGAACAAACACAUAUGAAGUCGGACAACAGCGCUAGGAGGAAUGUGUGUUUGACUCAGUGGAACAGUUAAAGCAGGAAGUGGACGAGACGCGGAAGAGACGCGGGGACAGCGGCCACCGCUCACACGAACGCGCCUCGCGUGCGGAGCUGAUGGGAUGGACGGACUUCAUCAAUGAGAGGAACGCGUGAAUCCAGCGGACGAGUGAGCCACAGACGGUUUCUCCCCGUUCUCCAGCCGUUACCUUCCACCCGACACCUGCCUCGGCUGCAGCUCUCGCUCCUGCUGUGCCCGUCUCGUCUGUCGCUGUCAUGUCUGUGUCUGUGAGGAACCCACCCCAGCGCCGGCGCUCGCUGGGCCCGGUCUCGCCCAAGCGCAUCUACAGGAACCUGUCUGUGAGGCUGAAGGGCGGCGAGUCGUCGGGGGGGGAGGGCGCUGUCCCCAAGCACCUCAGCAAGUCUGCAGACGCUUACAAGAGCCUGUGGGAGGCGGUGGAGAAUGAAGACACUCUGGCCGUUCAAAGCCUGCUGUCCCGAGAUCACACCAAGGCCGGAGGUGGGAGCCUGUGGGGGAGAGGCGAGAGGGGGGAGCCGGAGUGGGAGAGAGAGCGGGAGCAGGCGGUGAACAGGGUGAGCGAGCAGGGCCUGGUCCCCCUGGACGUGGCCGCCCUUACCCACAAUCCCCCUCUGCUGCAUGUGCUGGCCAAGGCGGGAGCCAGGCACAACCCCGCGUUGUGCCAGCCGGCCGAGUGGGAGCUCAAGCUGGAGGCGCUGGUGGCGCUGGCGGGCUCGAGGCUGGAGGAGGCGAAGGCGGGGACGGGGUCUCAGGACGCCCACAGGAGCCUCCAGCUGUGGAGCCUCAGGCUGCAGCUGUACCGACGCAUGAGGGACAACUUCCAGCGCACAGAGCUCCCCAGUCCUCCCAGUCACGUGGCCAUACUGGUGACCAGUUCCUCCUCGCUGCUCGUGACCAUCAAAGAGCCGGAAGGCGGCGCCGGAACUGGACUCGUAACACGCUACAGAGUGGAAUGGAGCACGUCCGCCGGCUUCAAACGCAUCCUGGGCUCCGCUCAAGUCACAGACACCAAGAACCCGUCCUGCACCGUCAGGGGGCUCUGCGCUGGGGUUCGAUACUUCGUACGCGUGAGCGGCUACAACGUGAGGGGAUGGGGUCCUCCUCAGCGCUCGUCUCCAGCCAGCGCCGCCCCCUCCAGUUGGAGGGAGUGCGUCGGUGUGAAGUCGCACUUCAGGAACCAUGAAGGUUUAGUGAGGAAGCUGCUGGAGGACGCCAGAGAGCCUCACUACAGAGAAUGCUGCAGAGAGGCCGCGACGCCCCAGAGUCCCAGCAAGCGCUCGUCUGUGUCUCGAGGCAUCAAGCAGCUGUUCCAGUCUGCCACCAAGUUUGUGCGUCUCCUGCAGAGGGGCGUGUACCUGGCCUGCGUCUUCUACCACAAGGACCGCGUGCUGCUGACGGCCGACGAGCAGAUCCCGCUGGUGGAGGUGCAGUGCUGCUCCACCGCCAUCAGCCAGGACUUCCUGUGGCUGGCUAAGCUGUCCUGCGGGUGGCACCAGGUGCCGUGGCUGCAGCAGGCGCUGGCCUCCGCGCACUCGUCCGCCUCCUCGCUCCUCCAGAACCGGCACAACGUCCUGAGGGCCGUGUCGCAGCUGCAGGCCUCCCUGGGAACCGUGGACCUGGGCCAGGUGUACCAUGAGCCUCUGAGGGACCGGCAGGGCAACGUGCUGCUGCUGACGCUGAGGGGCUUCUCCUCCUGCAGCCCUCCAGAACCUCCGUUCCACUGGAUGCCGCUGGAGCGCCUGGAAAGGAACCGCAGCAGAACCCCCCUGCUGCCCGAGCCCACGGCCAUGGACGCGCUCUAUGAGCAGCUGAAGGAGAAGCUGUCCUUCCACCGGCACAGCGUCCAGCGGGCCCAGCCGGGCCUGUACGUGGGCAUCCUUAAACUGUGCAGCUCGGUGGAACAGAUCCGGGUCCUGGUGCCGCAGAGGCUGCCCAACGUCCUGUGCCACACGCGGGUCCGCGCCAACGCCCACGUGUCCAGAGAGGAGUGGGCCUGGCUCCAGAGCCACGUCGACACCGGUCAGAACCUGGUGAGCGGCGAGGACGAGCCGCUGGAGUUCAUCAGGUCUCUGAGAGCAGCAGUCACUCAGCUCCUGACGAAGCUCAACAUCCCCCUCUACAGGGCCUACCAGUACGCCGUCUACACCCGGCAGCUGCUGCAGUUUGGGGACGCGGUGUCCAUGCUGCUGCUGCUGCCUCCCAGCGAGGACUUCAGCUCCAGCUACUGGCCGCUGGUGGGGGCCGAGGAGCCGGGCCUCACGGUGCCGCUGCAGCUCUUUGAGCUGGUUCACUUCUGGACCUAUGAGCGGGAGUUCCUGUCCCAGUACUGCCAGGCCUGGAUCCGGCUGGAGCUGGACACGCAUCUGGCCCAGCAGGCUCUAAGGGAGGCGCUGGACAGCAAGGAGGUGCAGGAAGCCCGGGAGCGCCUCAACCACAUCACUGAGCUUUCCAACCGUCUGGAUGUGGUGUGGAGGGACGCCCGCUGGAUCAUGGACUGUCUGCAGUGCGUUCGCUCCAAGCAGUGGGUGGGAGCUGUGCCCUUGGGCCUGGUGAUGGGAGGAGACCCGCGGCCGCUCGGCGAGGGGGGGGGGGCGAGGGAGACGUGGCCCAGUAGGAAACCAGCACAGAGGCCCGUCAGAGUGGGUGAAACCAAGACAAGCGACGUCUCUGCUCCUUCAGGAACCGGCGUCUCUGAAGCGGCUGUGAUGAAGGACGCCGUUGCAAAGGGAGGUCGCCCUGUAGACGUCAGUCAGUCGACGGUGCCGCUGACGGGCAGUGGUGGGUCAGAUCCAGAGCCUGGACCUGAGCUUCCUGCUGGUGCCCAGUUUACGGACUGGGACAGGCAGCAGGCCCCCAGCAGGGAGCCGGACCUUCCUGCCGCCACCACUGAGGUCACACGGCCGAUGGCGCUGGUCCAGUUGGCGGACAUCUUGCCCAGACUGAGUCUUAUAGAGGAGGAGGCCCCCAGCGGCCCGGCCUCAGUGAUGGACGUGCUGGAGAGCUUUGGGCUGGGCAUCGGGGACCUGGUCAGUGGAGCUGGACCCAGAACCUUUGACGCUCUGCCUUCUCACGGUGGUGCCGAUGACGCUGCUGUGUCAGAUGCUCAGGUCUCCAGCAGAGCGGCGUGCCUUCGGAUGAGAAACCAGGUGGAGUGGGACCGACCGUCCCACAGCUCAGCUUGAUGCAGGGUCAGGGAACCGCUGGACCCGCUCCCAGACUCACUUCUGGACCUGUAGUUUCUGUUCUAUCAUUCAGUCCAUUAGAAGUUUUCACUGGGCUGAAAUAAGCUAUAGAAAGUGUUUUUAUGACUUGAAAAUCCAUCAGUUACUACAACACAAAGCCAAAUUACUGCAUUCACCAGUAAACAAACUCAUUAAAUACAAAGUAUUCUGCAAAAUGGAUGUUUCCUCAGACGGUAUUCAGUCUCCUUCACUUUCUGCACAAUCAUUGCGUUUAGAUCUAAGUUUACAUUUACAUUUAAAAAGCUGUCAUUUUUGCCAAAUCAUCUGCAUCAACAACAGCUGAAGUGUUAAUAUGUAAGAAGUGUAAAAUGCGUCAGACGGAUGUGGACACGUCUGUUUCUGUUUCUAACAUUUCAUUUCCUGAAGUCACUAAAAUAAAACAUCACAAUGUUUCCACAGA
Messenger RNA from Betta splendens (Siamese fighting fish), 4582 nucleotides. RefSeq names its product ankyrin repeat and fibronectin type-III domain-containing protein 1-like. The record is from RefSeq and is a predicted model, not a curated record. NCBI's taxonomy places the organism in Eukaryota, Metazoa, Chordata, Actinopteri, Anabantiformes, Osphronemidae. Gene Ontology annotation, biological process: regulation of establishment of bipolar cell polarity; establishment of mitotic spindle orientation. Bases 1177 to 4122 code for a protein of 981 amino acids. Gene Ontology annotation, molecular function: protein binding. The transcript is spliced from 21 exons. Gene Ontology annotation, cellular component: spindle.